Phaeodactylum tricornutum CCAP 1055/1 is the source of this 657-nucleotide messenger RNA. RefSeq lists its product with no specific name. Bases 1 to 657 code for a protein of 218 amino acids. The transcript has a single exon. Gene Ontology annotation, molecular function: protein binding. NCBI's taxonomy places the organism in Eukaryota, Bacillariophyta, Bacillariophyceae, Surirellales, Neidiaceae. The record is from RefSeq and is a predicted model, not a curated record.
AUGGGUGGGGAACAUUUGCAAUGCUGUUAUCGCGAGCAGCUGGCGUACUCCUUGUACGCUCGCUUUCGAGAGCCCAAGCUAUUCAGAAUGGCUGUGGAUGGGAAUUGGGACACAAUUCCAGAGCGGUGCCUCUCUCAUCCAAGGGAAGCCGCCUUUCUUCACAAAUAUGCUCCUUAUGAUACAGCAUUGCACCGUGUCUUGCGGCCUACUGAGAGUGAAUGUUCCUUCCGGGAGGAUCUGGACGACGACAUGAAAAUAGAAAUUGAUGGUAUCAAAUUCGCUGCGGUCCGGGCGCUUCUAUUGGCAAAUCCGGAGGCCGCUUCCAUCCAGGAUGCAUUUGGAAGAACGCCAUUACAUUUGGCUUGCAUAGAUUCGGAAGCAUGUUGCGUUGCUUCGGCGUCCUUGAUUGUGAAGUCAAACCCGCAAGCUUGUUUGAUUCUCGACGUGGAGAAACGCACACCCUUGCACUUUUUGUUGGCCCGAAACGACACGAUUUCUCCGGAGUUUUUGGAAUUGUUGGUUGCACAUGGUGCGAACGCAGUUUAUUUGAAAGAUGCUGUCGGUGAAAGCGCAAUUGACAUCGUAAGACGACGCCAUGAUAAGAUCAAAAACUCAAAACAUGUUUUGGACAUUUUGAAAAGAGUCGCAACGAGCUAA